Messenger RNA from Diaporthe citri, 1206 nucleotides. RefSeq lists its product as uncharacterized. Gene Ontology annotation, biological process: folic acid-containing compound biosynthetic process. Gene Ontology annotation, molecular function: dihydrofolate synthase activity; ATP binding; tetrahydrofolylpolyglutamate synthase activity. NCBI's taxonomy places the organism in Eukaryota, Fungi, Ascomycota, Sordariomycetes, Diaporthales, Diaporthaceae. The record is from RefSeq and is a predicted model, not a curated record. Gene Ontology annotation, cellular component: cytosol; cytoplasm; mitochondrion. Bases 1 to 1206 code for a protein of 401 amino acids. The transcript has a single exon.
AUGAUCGAGCUCGGCCUCUCCUGCAUAACGCGCCUCCUGCAACAUACUCCCCAGUCAUGGAAGGCCAUCCACGUCGCCGGCACCAACGGCAAAGGCUCAACCUGCGCCUAUCUCUCCGCCAUGCUGCACGCCAGCGGCCGCUCCUGCGCACGCUUCAACUCGCCACACUUCAUCGACCGAUGGGACUGCAUCACCAUCAACGAGGAGCCCGUGUCUGAGAGGCUGUUCCUCGACACCGAGCGGCUGGUCAAGGAGAGGGACCGCAGGGACAGCAUCGGCGCGAGCGAGUUCGAGCUGCUGACCGCCACCGCCUUCGAGAUCAUGGAGCGCGAGAAGGUCGAGUUCGGCGUCAUCGAGGUCGGCAUGGGCGGCUCGUUGGAUGCCACCAACGCCCUGAAGCACAAGGUUGUCACCGUCGUCGCCAAGAUAGGCCUGGACCACCAGUUCCUGCUGGGAGACACCAUCCAGGAGAUCGCCCGCACAAAAGCCGGCAUCAUGCGGGAGAACGUCCCUUGCAUCGUCGACCAGAGCAACGAGCCCUCUGUUCUGCAGGUCAUCGAGGACCACGCCAAGGCCGUCGGGGCCGAGACCGUCUUCCCGUCCGAGAUGUCGAGUCUGAAAACCUCACUCUCCCAGGCAGGCUUUGAGCCUCACCAGAUCCAGAACAUCGCCAGCGCUUUGGAGGCUUUCCGACGCGCAUGUCCCGACGAGGACGUGAGCCUCGAGCGGUGGAUGUCUACCAUCAAACAGACCCGACUGCCAGGGAGGCUCCAGAGGGCUACGAUACCGCCUCACGAGAGGGAAAUCCUGCUGGAUGGCGCACACAACGUCCAGUCCGCCGAGGUCCUAGCCGCCUACGUCAACAAACAGCUACGGCCAGGUGGACGGCCGAUCACAUGGGUGCUUGCUGCCUCUCAAGGAAAGGAUGUGAGUGGGAUUCUAGAGGUCGUAAUUCAACCAGACGACCUGGCCACAGCCGUCCGCUUCGGACCCGUGGACGGUAUGCCUUGGGUCAGGCCCCAAGAGCCGAAGGCAAUCCUGGAUGCUGCGAGUCAAUGCGGUGCCGUCACCUUCGAAACCCAUGAUGAUACUGCGAACAUCAGCAAGACCCUGGACUUGGCACUGGACAAGGGUGGCCCGGUGGUAGUGGCUGGAAGUCUAUACCUGGUCUCUGAUGUAUUGCGAUGGCUACGGGAUCAAAAAUGA